Hansenula ciferrii is the source of this 1467-nucleotide messenger RNA. RefSeq lists its product as uncharacterized. NCBI's taxonomy places the organism in Eukaryota, Fungi, Ascomycota, Saccharomycetes, Phaffomycetales, Wickerhamomycetaceae. Gene Ontology annotation, cellular component: cytosol; cytoplasm; plasma membrane. The record is from RefSeq and is a predicted model, not a curated record. Gene Ontology annotation, molecular function: ubiquitin protein ligase binding; protein-macromolecule adaptor activity. The coding region runs from base 1 to 1467 and encodes 488 amino acids. Gene Ontology annotation, biological process: ubiquitin-dependent endocytosis. The transcript has a single exon.
AUGGUUUCUGCAUGUGAAGUAAAGAUCGAAGCUCAAGAACUCAGACCAUCAAACAUCUUCACAAGUCUUGAUACGAUAAGAGGGAAAGUUUAUGUUAACGUCAGAUCAGAGAUCUCACUAAGUUGUAUCCAAAUAAAACUUGAAGGUAUUUCACAAUCAAUAAUAAGAGAAAAACACUUGGUUAAAAGAAAGGAAAAGGAAAUUGCAAAAUUAGAAAGUCAUAGACUGCUAUAUGAAACCAGAACGAUAUUCCCACCAAAAAACGUUAGACAAGUUAGUUCGGCUAAAGAGUUUACACUGACACCAGGUGAAUAUGAAUAUGAUUUUGAAUUCAAACUCCCCUUAGAAUCAUCAUGUGGUAGUAAUAAUGCUCCAACGAAUGGUAUAACUAAUAAAUUUCAGGUUGUUAGAAGGAAUUCAGAUCAGUUGAAUAGUAAUAAUUCUGCUCAUUUUAGAGGCCCAUUACCACCUUCCUUAUCAGAUCUUGGAGAAUUAGGGCAAAUCAAUUAUUUCUUAAAAGUCACAGUUAAAAGAACUUCAAUAAUCAAGCCUAAUAUCAGAAAGUUUUCACCAUUUAGAUUUAUACCAUUUGAUUCAUUAGAACAUCUUAAUAGUUCAAGUCGAGAAUUAAACUUUAUAAGGAAAGAGCAAGUUUUCAAAGAUAAAAUACCAGAAAUCAUAGCAAUAAUAGAUAAACCUCAGAGGCCUUAUAGCGGACAAGGCUAUCAGACACCACCAUCACCACAGAGGAGAUCUUCAAGUUUCUUAAAAACCUUAUUUUUUGGAAGUUCAGAUGAUAUUAGUCAAUCUUCAACAUCUAUCCCACAACCACCACCAACACCACCGAAGAAUGAACCACCUACAAUAACUGCAUAUGAUGUUCCUUUUUUCUUUGAAGCAAGAUUUAAUGGAUUGUUUCAAACAGUGGGGAAAUCACCAACUUAUAAGCUAUAUGUUCUUUCAAAGGCAAACCCCAAAAAAUAUAUUGGUAUGAAUGGUGAAAGUUCAGGAUUGGGUGCAGUUUAUCUUAAAAAUUUAAAAAUUGAAUUAUUCAUAGUGACAAAUGUUGUAUCACAGGAAUUCAAAAGACAAGAUUAUAAAGUGAUUACAUUAUGCCAAUUAUCCGUCAGUGGAAAAUUAGACUUAGCAUAUGCAAGAAAAUCUAAAGCUAUCAAUGAACAAACAGGAUCUGCAUUACAUGAGCUAGAGAUUCCAACAUCACUAUAUUCAAAUGCGGUUAUUCCAUAUUCUUUAGUACCAAAUUUCAAGACUUGUAAUAUGGAAAGAAAAUAUAAACUAAAGAUAACUGCAGGGUUUGCGGAAACCAAAGAUUCUAAAAAGAUUAAAGAAGUUUCUAUUGACACUUGGAUUGAUUUGAUUGGUGGUAUUCCUCCUCCAAUGGCAAGUGAAAGUAUACCAGCAAGAGCUAAUUUACCAACUUAUGCUGAUGCUACAGGAUAUCGUUGA